AUGGAGUUCAUGACGGCCCUCCCGGCCUUCGACGAGCAGAAGCCGUCCCUCUUCGAGCUCCUCUCCGAACAGCAGCUCAACGGCCUGCUGCCGCCGACCCUGCGCUACCUCCUGACCGUCGCCACCCAGCGCUACCCCCGCUACCUGCUGCGCGUGCUCAACUCGUUCGACGAGCUCCACGCCCUGCUGAUGCUCCUCGUCGAGCGCCACUACCUGCGCACCCGAGGCGGCUCCUUCACCGAGCACUUCUACGGCCUCAAGCGGGAGAAGGCCCUCCACGCCGAGAUCCCCCGCGCCAACGCCGCCGCCCCCGCCAUCGUCCGCGAUGCCCUGCGCCUGCGCACCGCCGACGUCUGGAAGAACCUCGCCGUCAUGGUCGCCCUGCCCUAUCUCAAGCGCAAGCUCGACGACGCCCACGAGGUCAACGCCCCGCGCGCCCUGCUCGGCGCCGCCUACACCCGCCUGCCCGCGAACCCGACCCCGAAGCAGCGCCUGCUGCACUGCUACCGCUGGUUCCUGCGCACCCUCUACCCCUCCGUCAACGCCGCCUACCAGUUCGCCGUGCUCGCCUUCCACCUCGCCUACCUGUUCGACACGUCCAAAUACCACCACCCCUUCCUGUGGAUCAUCGGCACCCGCGUGCGCCGCAUGAACGCCGACGACUACCGCGCCAUCGAUGCCCUGACCACCACCACCCCGAAGACCGCCCACGGUCGCCCGCCCGGCGUCCGCGCCUUCUUCGCCCCGCGCGCCCUCGCCCCGCGCCUGCUCUCGAGCCUCUCCGUCCUGCUGCCCGCCAGCAUCUUCGCCCUCAAGUUCCUCGAGUGGUGGCACGCCUCCGACUUUGCCAAGCAGCUGUCGCGCAAGGCCGGCGACGCCCUCGACCUGCCACCGCCCGUCGUCUCGGGCCUGCCGCCGACGACGUCCGCCGCGCCAGACGCCACGUCCACGACGCCCGCCGCGCCGGACGCCACGGCCACGACACCCGCCACGCCAGACGCCACGGCCACGACCACCACCACCACCGCCGCCGAGACGGCCCCCAUCGCCACGCCCUCCCUGCUGCCCAUCUACACCGUCCCGGCGCCGGCGGACACGACCCUGUGCCCCGUGUGCGCCGCCGCCAUCGUCACGCCGACGGCCUGCCAGACGGGCUUCGUCUACUGCUACUCAUGCAUCCAUCGCUGGCUCGAGGGCGCGCAUCCCAGGCAGGAGGCCUUUAUGGAAGACAAGCAGGCCAGGUGGGAGAGCGGCGCCGGCCGUUGUGCCGUCACCGGGCGCCGCGUGCUGGGCGGGACCGAGGGGCUGAGGCGCAUCAUCGUCUAG
Messenger RNA from Verticillium nonalfalfae, 1326 nucleotides. It is a transcript of the gene PEX12, whose product is annotated as ubiquitin-protein ligase peroxin 12. Gene Ontology annotation, molecular function: protein binding; zinc ion binding; ubiquitin-protein transferase activity. The record is from RefSeq and is a predicted model, not a curated record. Gene Ontology annotation, cellular component: peroxisomal membrane; peroxisomal importomer complex. Bases 1 to 1326 code for a protein of 441 amino acids. The transcript has a single exon. Gene Ontology annotation, biological process: protein monoubiquitination; protein import into peroxisome matrix. Lineage: Eukaryota; Fungi; Ascomycota; Sordariomycetes; Glomerellales; Plectosphaerellaceae.